Molecule: messenger RNA, 1614 nt
Organism: Cydia amplana
Lineage: Eukaryota; Metazoa; Arthropoda; Insecta; Lepidoptera; Tortricidae
Gene: Dsor1
Product: dual specificity mitogen-activated protein kinase kinase dSOR1
Exons: 8
Coding region: 158-1390 (410 amino acids)
Biological process (GO): protein phosphorylation
Molecular function (GO): ATP binding; protein kinase activity
Source: RefSeq, a predicted model, not a curated record
GACGAAUCAAUCUUGCUUGCAUUGCACAGUCGCGGUAUUUUUUUCAUUUUGUAUUCAAAGUGGUUCUAUGCGUACAUCCACAAGGUUAUUGUUUUAGUUUAAGGGGGCCAGCCCCUGGCCGUUGAACUUUUUCAAUGCCGUGAAAAGUACAAUCACGAUGAGCAAAAUGUCCAAGAACAAAUUGAACCUGACCCUCCCACCGGGGUCUAUCGACACGGCCCCGGCUGUGACUCCAUCGAAUAUGACUCCGCAGUUGAAGUCUGCGACAGCAACUGACCGAAUGACGGGCCUCGCUGGAAAAUCGAAGAGCAGCAUCGAGGUCCUCACAGAGAGGCUGGAACAGAUCGAGAUGGACGACACCCAGCGACGACGGAUAGAGGUGUUCCUCUGCCAGAAAGAGAAGAUCGGAGAGCUGAGCGAUGAUGACUUUGAGAAACUCGGCGAACUGGGUCAGGGCAACGGUGGCGUCGUAAUGAAAGUCCGUCACAAGUCAACCGGCCUAAUCAUGGCGCGCAAGCUCAUCCACCUCGAAGUGAAGCCAGCCAUCAAAAAACAGAUCAUCAGAGAGCUGAAGGUCCUACAUGAAUGCAACUUUACCCACAUCGUUGGAUUCUACGGGGCCUUCUAUAGUGAUGGUGAAAUCUCCAUUUGCAUGGAAUAUAUGGACGGCGGCUCUUUGGAUUUGAUUUUGAAGAAAGCUGGCAGGAUUCCAGAGUCAAUUUUAGGAACUAUCACCUCAGCGGUACUGAAAGGGCUGAGCUACCUGCGCGACAAGCACGCCAUCAUGCACCGCGACGUGAAGCCAUCGAACAUAUUAGUGAACAGCAACGGCGAGAUCAAGAUCUGUGACUUUGGUGUCUCCGGGCAGCUUAUUGACUCAAUGGCCAACUCGUUUGUUGGCACUAGGAGUUAUAUGUCGCCGGAGCGUCUACAAGGCACGCAUUACUCCGUUCAGUCGGACAUCUGGUCGCUCGGUCUGUCUCUAGUAGAGAUGGCUAUCGGGAUGUAUCCCAUCCCCCCGCCCGAUGCCAAGACCUUGGCGCACAUCUUCGGCGCGCAGAACGAGGACCACUCCCCCGGACAGUCCGUCUCUGCCAUCCCCGCGCCGAACUCGCCCCGGCCGAUGGCGAUAUUCGAGCUCCUCGACUACAUAGUCAAUGAGCCGCCUCCCAAGCUGCCCUCCGGUCUGUUUUCCGACCACUUCAAGGACUUCGUCGACCGCUGUCUCAAGAAGAACCCGGAUGAGCGGGCCGACUUGAAGACCCUUAUGAACCACGAGUGGGUGCGGCUGGCGGAGGCAGCUGGCGUGGACAUCGCGGGCUGGGUCUGCAAGACCAUGGACCUGCUGCCUUCCACGCCCAACUCUAACGUGUCUCCUUUUUCUUCAUAAGCUGCAAGAAGUGCAUAAUUUCAACAGCGAAAAAGGGUCAAAACAUUUCCCAAGAAAGAGCGGGCGACACGAUCAGUGAAGAUUCGGGGUCCGAAGAGCAUUGAGGUCGGACAGAGAUAGCAGUAUGUCAACUCUAGAUACCAUUUCACUCGCACGUCCGGCACUGUCAGGGCGAACUACCCGGUGGUUGUCAUUGAAACCAGUCGUUGGCUCCUAAUUGCCGA